Molecule: messenger RNA, 1704 nt
Organism: Lotus japonicus
Lineage: Eukaryota; Viridiplantae; Streptophyta; Magnoliopsida; Fabales; Fabaceae
Product: lysophospholipid acyltransferase 1-like
Exons: 8
Coding region: 64-1467 (467 amino acids)
Biological process (GO): triglyceride biosynthetic process; phospholipid biosynthetic process; lipid modification
Cellular component (GO): membrane; endoplasmic reticulum
Molecular function (GO): acyltransferase activity
Source: RefSeq, a predicted model, not a curated record
ACGAAGCUUCUGUUGAACGAUUGAAGAUCCAUCACAACCAAUCAAUCGAAGACACAGUGGUCCAUGGCCAUGGAGCUUCACCUUGAUUCCAUGGCCGCAUCCAUCGGCGUCUCCGUCCCCGUCCUCCGCUUCCUCCUCUGCUUCGUCGCCACCAUUCCGCUCAGCUUCCUCUGGCGCUUCAUCCCCGGUCGCCUCCCCAAGCACAUCUUCUCCGCCGCCGUCGGUGUUCUCCUCUCCUACCUCUCCUUCGGCUUCUCCUCCAAUCUCCACUUCCUCGUCCCCAUGUUCCUCGGUUACGCUUCCAUGCUCCUUCACCGCCCCCGAUGCGGCAUCAUCACGUUCUUCCUCGGUUUCGGCUACCUCAUUGCCUGCCAUGUGUAUUACAUGAGUGGUGAUGCAUGGAAGGAAGGUGGCAUCGAUGCAACUGGGGCGUUAAUGGUUUUGACAUUGAAGGUUAUUUCAUGUGCGAUUAAUUACAAUGAUGGGUUGUUGAAAGAGGAGGGUUUGCGUGAGGCUCAGAAGAAGAACCGCCUCGUUAAAUUGCCGUCUUUGAUUGAGUAUAUCGGUUACUGCCUCUGCUUGGGGAGUCACUUUGCUGGUCCUGUUUUUGAAAUGAAGGAUUAUCUCGAUUGGACUGAACAUAAAGGGAUUUGGGGCUCUGCAUCAAAAGGGCCAUCACCAUCACCUUACGGGGCAACCGUUCGAGCUCUUGUCCAAGCUGGAUUGUGUAUGGGCUUGUAUUUGAACCUUGUGCCGCACUUUCCUCUGACCAAGUUUACUGAUCCUUCAUACCAUGAAUGGGGAUUCUUCAAGAAGUUGGGUUACCAGUACAUGUCUGGCUUUACGGCGCGGUGGAAAUAUUAUUUCAUUUGGUCGAUUUCCGAAGCUUCUAUUAUUAUCUCUGGCCUGGGUUUUAGUGGCUGGACUGAGUCCUCUCCACCGAAGCCGCGAUGGGACCGAGCCAAAAAUGUAGAUAUAGUAGGUGUUGAGCUUGCUAAGAGUGCAGUUGUGAUUCCAACUGUGUGGAAUAUACAAGUCAGCACCUGGCUUCGCCAUUAUGUAUAUGAGAGGCUUAUUCAGAAUGGGAAGAAACCUGGUUUCUUUCAGUUACUUGCAACUCAGACCGUUAGUGCUAUUUGGCAUGGAUUAUAUCCUGGAUACAUUAUAUUCUUUGUUCAGUCUGCAUUGAUGAUUGCUGGUUCCAGAGUCAUUUACAGAUGGCAGCAAGGCGUGCCUCCGACAAUGGCUUUGGUUAAGAAUGUAUUGGUGUUUAUGAAUUUUGCGUAUACACUCCUGGUUCUAAAUUACUCCAGUGUUGGUUUCAUGGUAUUAAGUCUGCAUGAAACUAUUGCCUCAUAUGGAAGCGUGUAUUAUAUUGGAACUGUUCUUCCUGUUGUUGUGAUUCUUCUUGGUAAAGUAAUCAAACCGGGAAAGCCUGUGAGAACUAAAGCUCGGAAGGAUCAGUGAGGUAAAAAGUGCAGAUUUUUCCCCUUUGGAGUUUUUGAAUCAGAUUAGGAUAAUAGGAGAGAGUGGAUUUCCAGUUUCCACGGAUCAAUGUUUUGUAACUGCUCCUUUAGCCAUGAAGUUGAAACUGGUUCGGUCAUUUUAUACUUUUGGCUUGCAUUGAAUUGUAUUGCCGUGGCUAGAAACAUGUUUGCAGGUUGAUAAAAGCUGUUAUUGAAGAAAUGUCAGAUAAUUCUUGUA